AUGGAGAGCCUUCUCACCAACACCAGCUCCAUCUCAACCUCCGAGACCCCGCCUUUCACCCUGCACGCGACCAACUGCACCACCUGGGACCAGCGGUGGGGGGCGCCUUACCUGCACAGGUUGGCCCAUCUGGAUGUGCAGCUGUACCAAGACUUCUAUGCUGUCUGGGUCUCUCUGAUGGUGUGUAACUGCCUCAUGCUAGUGGUGGGUGUCAUCCUCAACAGUUUGGCUCUCUACGUUUUCUGCGGGGCCUCCACACACUCUUCAGCCUCCGUGGUUUACACCAUAAACCUGGCUGUAGCUGACCUGCUGGUGGCGCUGUCACUCCCCGCCCGCAUCGCCCUCUACUACAGCGGGGGCAGCUGCGUGGCCUGCUCCUAUGUCCACACUUUCAGCUACUUCGCCAACAUGUACUGUAGCAUCCUGUUUCUGACCAGCAUAUGUAUAGAUCGAUACCUCGCUGUCGUGCACGCAUCCAGCACCCUCCAUCGAUGGAGGACCACGGGAGCAGCCAGGUGUGUCAGUGCCACAGUGUGGUUCAUUGCGGUCGUGGUCACGUACUCUUUUCAGACCACGGCGUUGGAGUUCAGCUCUUCCUGUGUCCUCAUCCCUGCCCUCUUCUACCUCACCAUCCUGGAGUUCCUCCUCCCUCUGCUCGCUGUGGCGGGCUUCACUCUGCGUGUCACCUGCUUCCUCUUCUCCAGCAACAGCCCGAUGCUCCAGCAGAGCAGAGCCAGGAGGACUCGUGCCAUCAGGCUUCUGGCCACCGUCCUGGUGGUCUUCACCGUUUGCUUCACGCCCUUCCACAUUCGCCAGGUGCUGGUUUACUUCCAGGUCAGUGUGGCCGGGGAGGGGCUCGAGAAGGGGGCGGGGCACGUGCUGGCCUAUCACAUCACGGUGACCUUGAGCAGCCUGAACAGCUGCCUGGAUCCCGUGGUCUACUGCUUUGUGACGGACAGCUUCAAGAGGAUGUGGAGGAUGAGGAGGGGGAAAGGCAGGGAGGGGGAUGGGGAAGGAGGGCAAACAAGUGGGGUAGAAGGCGAGAGGAGUUCAGCAAAUAAAUGUACCACGCUGGGGAUAGCUCACACCGUGGCCACAUUCGCCUUGACCAGCACACCGGUAGCCGAUACAAAUCAGUCGGCCUAG
Molecule: messenger RNA, 1146 nt
Organism: Mugil cephalus (flathead mullet)
Lineage: Eukaryota; Metazoa; Chordata; Actinopteri; Mugiliformes; Mugilidae
Product: G-protein coupled receptor 20
Exons: 4
Coding region: 1-1146 (381 amino acids)
Biological process (GO): phospholipase C-activating G protein-coupled receptor signaling pathway; positive regulation of Rho protein signal transduction
Cellular component (GO): membrane
Molecular function (GO): G protein-coupled receptor activity
Source: RefSeq, a predicted model, not a curated record